CACAGUCAACAGCUUGAGCUCCACCAAACAAGGAUGGAGGUUCAUUCUCAGUUGCUUCUGUUGCUUUCAUCCCUGUUGUGCCUCUCUGCUGUUCAAGCAUUAUUUCCAGUUGUUCAUCCUGACAGCUCCCAUAUGCUGAUAGAAGACUUCUUCACGGUGACGUGUGGUGAGAACGGAAGUCUCUUGUCACCCACCAGCCACGGUUCGGCACUAGAUGGAUGGAAGGUCAUGAGAAACACGACCGGUGGAAUCCAAAGUACCUGCGGAGUGGAGUGGGGCAGGAUAAGUGGCUCCUCAUGUUUGGUCAGUCUUGCGCUGCCCUCUGACAGCGGCGUUUACUGGUGCGAGUCCAGUGAUGGGGCCACCAGCGAAACCGUCAGCAUCACCGUCUCCAGGUUUGUGGUUCUGCAGAGUCCAAUUCAUCCAGUGAUGGAGGGAGACACGGCUACUCUGCGCUGUCGAGCUGCUUUGAAUGGCUUAAUGGUUCCAAUGAGCUUCUUUAAAAACGGUAGCUGCAUUGGGACAGAGGAGGAUGGUGAGUUUCAGAUCUAUAACGUAUCCAAGUCUGAUGAAGGCAUGUACUGGUGCAGCGUUCAAGAACGGGAGUCUGCUCCCAGAUGGCUGACUGUCGAAGGUAAAGUCGCACCCCCAACCCCGACGCCGACCCCUCCUUCCUCUCCUGUACCAUCCUCGACCCCCUCCACUCCACAGCCAACAGUGUUAAGGUUAUUGUGCCACCUGGUGGUGAUCUGCCCCUUCAUCUUAUCGACUGUCCUCAUGGGGAUGUUAUGUCAAAAAAGUCUUAAAGAUGCUGCAGGUGAAAUGACCAAAGUGGCUGAAAGUCCUGGACUGGAAGAAGACCGUCAGGUUACCACAGAGCACCGUUUCUAACUCAUUCUUCCUUGAAACCACAGAAAGAGCUUCUCCUGUUUGUCAAUUCUGAUGUCUCUGCCUCUACGCGUGGCUUUUAUAUGUGUUUUAUGAUUUCUGAUUCGAAUUGAGUUUUUGCAGCCAUAUAUAGCUCUGCUCUGCUGCGACAUGCAGCAUGAGCGACCACACGAUGUAUGUGGCCACAGUGUCUCUUGCAUCCUGUUCUCUAGAACAAGGGUUCUUAACUUUUUCAAUUAAGGAAAAAUACACUUGAUGCAAACUGUUGAGAAAAUUGUCAUAAA
Molecule: messenger RNA, 1172 nt
Organism: Synchiropus splendidus (mandarinfish)
Lineage: Eukaryota; Metazoa; Chordata; Actinopteri; Syngnathiformes; Callionymidae
Product: sialoadhesin-like
Exons: 7
Coding region: 34-891 (285 amino acids)
Biological process (GO): cell surface receptor signaling pathway
Molecular function (GO): transmembrane signaling receptor activity
Source: RefSeq, a predicted model, not a curated record